Dentiscutata heterogama is the source of this 375-nucleotide messenger RNA. Lineage: Eukaryota; Fungi; Glomeromycota; Glomeromycetes; Diversisporales; Gigasporaceae. The record is from the annotation of a GenBank genome assembly.
AUGAGCAACAAUCAUAGUGAAACACUUAAUAAUCUCGUUAAAGAAAUUGUCGAGGAACAGAAUGAAGCAAUUAUUCGAAGAAUAGUUGAAGAAAAAAUUAACAGAAUUGUAAGAGAAGAAUCAUCCAAGACUCAUGAUGAUCGUGUAAGAAGAAUUAUUAAGGAAGAAUUAGAACACAAUGAAAGAGGAGAAGAAAGAAGGGAAGAAGAAUUCAAACCAGAAGAUGAAAAAAGUGCGCAUAUUGUGAUUCAUGCUCCACAUCAUCAUUAUUCUGAACAUCGUCGUGAGCGCGAGUUUAGAGAGAGUGAACGAAAAUUACAUGAGAUGUUAAAGGAUUUGAAGAUUAGUUUCCGUUUUGAGGAUCAUUUUUGUUAA